This is a messenger RNA of Suillus discolor, 915 nucleotides long. RefSeq lists its product as uncharacterized. The record is from RefSeq and is a predicted model, not a curated record. Bases 1 to 915 code for a protein of 304 amino acids. The transcript is spliced from 6 exons. NCBI's taxonomy places the organism in Eukaryota, Fungi, Basidiomycota, Agaricomycetes, Boletales, Suillaceae.
AUGAAUCCUGUUCCGUGUGACUGGGUGUUGUACACCACCCAUAUCGCCAGUGAAUACGUCUAUGCCCAAUUCUGUGCAAUCAUCGCAGGAAUGCCGAAUGUCCUUCCACCACUGGAGCUUGAUUUUCCGAUGCUAGCGGCAUGCUCCCACAUUGCUAGCAAGCUUGCCGAUGCCUAUCACAAUCCAGUUGCUAUUAACUUUGAUAUGGCACGGUAUGCAGACCUACUUCAUGCCAUGGAAAAGGAUGCUCUCAUAUUUCUGGAUCGGCCAGCGGUGGUCUGUGAUAAGUAUGGAAUCAUUGUACUCUGGUACCUCCCUGGUGCCAUUGAUCCCUUAAUACAGUCCGACAUGAUGUCCACUGCUGAAAAGAUGUCAUCUCAGCUGGCUAAAAGUGUCACCCAGGGACCAGAAACCAAUGAUAAAUGGAGGACACAUGAAUCUAAUUUCCAUCCCAGUGAACACAGCAUUAUGCCGGGCUGUAUUAAUCUAUCUCCUGCAUGGUUUUUGCAAGCCCAUCCGGCUCUGAAGUUCCAUCCCGAGGUCUUGGCGACUCUCAAGGGAGAUGUGGCAUUGAGAGUCAUGCACCCGACCCUUUACUGGUCAUCAUUGGGCACGGCGCUGGCCCUUGGCCUCUGGGCGGCUGACAAUCAAUUGGACGAAAUGGGGGAGUGUCUCAGAGACUGGGCAUCGGUAUUCACCGCUCUUGCUGUAAUAUGCAACCGGCGUUCACCCUUACAUCGGGAUCCAAUUUCCCGGUCCCAAUGGUUCGACGGCAUGACCAGUGUCGGCACUUACGGCAUGGGGAGGAUGAAGAUGCCUAAUAUUGGCAUUGAGAUAGUAUAUGAUAGCGGCGUGAUGUUGGCUGUUUCUGGAAGAAUAGUGAGGCAUGGCAUGGAUGAGGUAAAUGGUGACUGA